AUGGGAUUUCAUAACGUUGAAAAUAUAUCAGAUAUUAAGAAAUUAAAGACAUUGAAAAACGAUCAAAAAAAUGUAAAUAAUUUCCCACGAAUAUGCAAUGAUAAUAUAACAUUGUGUGUAAGUAAUUCAAAUCAACUUUAUUUAUAUAAUAAGUCCAUUGAUAUUUGUGAUAAUAAUAAAAAAAAAAAAAAAAAAAAAAAAAAAAAAAAAUUUAUAUCACAUAAUUAUAAAAAUGAAAUAGUAAAUUUAAUAAACCAUGAUAACAAUAAUAUUUAUCAAGAUCAAUCACAUAAAUGUAUACUCCAUAUGAAUAGUGACGACGUAUGUGUAUCUCCUAAUAAUAAUGCGCAAAAAAAAUUAUAUCAAGAGGAUAUUCAUAUGAUAAAUGAAAAAUCACUAUUACAAACACAAGAAAUAAUAGAAAAAAAUGGUAGACAAGAUAUUAUAAAUACAAAUUAUCAAAAUGUAAUGUUAGAAAUACAAGAUCAUGAAGAAACUAAUUUAAUACAAAAUAUCGAAAAGGAUAUCGAACAAACUAUCUUUUCAGGAUUAUCAACAUCCUGUCCGUUAGAUAAAGAGAAAUAUUUAUAUCAUUCAAAUGAUUUAAGUGAUAUUAAUUAUGUAUGUGAAGAUGAAAUACAUAGUUUAAUUUCUCCUGACGAAGAAAAAAAAAAUACUCUCCAGAGUUUAUCAAACCAAAAUUUGGAAAUUGGAUAUCAAUUAAAUUCAAAUGAUGAAGAUGGAUAUAUAAUAGACAAUGAUGAGGACCACCAUAAUAAGGAAAAUAAUAAGGAAAAUAAUAAUGAAAAUAAUAAGGAAAAUAAUAAUGAUUAUAAUAGUGAUUAUAAUAGUUAUAAUAAUAGUUAUAAUAAUAGUUAUAAUAAUAGUUAUAAUAAUAGUCAUAUUAAUAGUCAUAAUAAUAGUCAUAAUAAUAGUCACAACAAUAGUGAUAACAAUAGUGAUAACAAUAGUGAUGAUGAUAAAGAAAUUAAGAAUAUAUUAAAUGUAUUAAAUAAUUUAAGAAAUUAUAAAUUUCAUGAUACAGAUAAUUUAGACAAUGAUGAGAAUUAUGAAUCCUUUGAUAAUCAUCCUGAUGUUUAUAAAACAUCAAAUAAUAAUAUGAAUGAAGAUGAUAAAGAUAAUACAAACGAUAUGAAUAAUAUUUAUCAUGAUCAAAAUAUACCUUUUCUAAAAAACGAAUAUACAUAUGAUAAUGUUCUCUCUAAGGAAGAUAAAGAAAAUAUCGAUUUACAAAAAAUAAAAGAUAAAUAUGAAAAGUUUGCCCUCAAUCUUAAUCACAAAAUGGAUGAUAAUAAUAAUAAUAAUAUGUUAAGUGAACUAAAUUAUUAUACAGACAAUAAUAAAAAUGAUGUAUGUCAACAGAAGGAGAAAAAUCAAAUUCAUUAUGAAACAUCACAAGAAGAAAAAAAAAUUAUUUUUAAUGAAAUAGUAAAUUAUGAUAACUGUACAUAUCAACAAGUAGACAACAAAAAAAAUGAUACUAUAAAUACACAUAUAUAUUCUUCAACAAAUGAUAAUAAUCAUAAAUAUAAUUCUGAAAAAGAAUUAAUAAUUUGUAAAAAUAAUAUAAAUUGUGUAAAAAAUAAGGAAGUAAAUAUAAUCAAUGAUAAAAUAAAAUAUCAUACAAAUGAUAAUACAAAUGAUAAUACAAAUGAUAAUACAAAUGAUAAUACAAAUGAUAAUACAAAUGAUAAUACAAAUGAUAAUACAAAUGAUAAUAUAAAUGAUAAUACAAAUGAUAAUAUAAAUGAUAAUACAAAUGAUAAUACAAAUGAUCAUAUAAACAUUUAUAAACAAACAAAAAAUACUUAUGAUAUUAAUCAAGAACAUAUCAAACAAUCCAAUAUUUAUAGUGAAGAACAAAAUAAAGAAAUAGGUCAUUUUAGUAAGAUAAAAGAGGAACUAGCCAUAUGUUCCAAUAAUUCGUCUAAAAAUUCUGAACAAGUCAGGAAAAAAAAAUUAUUAAAAGAAAAUAUGAACAAUUUGAAUAAUGUUAAUAAAAAUGAUGAGACAAAUAUGAUAUAUGAUAAUAAAGAAACUGUAUUGGAAAAAGAAAAUGGAUAUAUUAAUACAUAUAAUAAUAAUAAUAAUAAUAAUAUAUAUAGUAAUAACAAUAUAUAUAAUAAUUGUAAUAAUUAUGAUGUGUGUGCAAAAUCAAAUAUCAUGAAUGUCAAUUUAGAGAACUAUAAUAUAAUUGACACCACUAAAUAUAUUUUUCAGGAGAAUAAUAAAGACAUAUCUAAUGAUAUAAAGAAUGACAUUAAAAAUAUAAACUUACAGAAAGAAGAAGACUUUGAAUUUGAUUCGUAUCUAAAUAAAUUAAAUAAUUUGAAAAGUAUGCUUCAUGAAAAUGAGAGCGAUAGCGACAAUUAUGAUGAUGAAAAUGAAGACAUAAAUUUAGAAGAAAGCAAUGAUAUUACAGAUGAAGAAGGAAAGAUAAAUGAUGUAGAUUAUGAUAAAGAAUUAAGUAUUGAUAUGGAUGCAGACGUAGAUAUUGAUGCAGAAGUAGAUAUUGAUGCAGACGUAGAUAUUGAUGCAGACGUAGAUAUUGAUGCAGACGUAGAUAUUGAUGUUGAUGUUGAUGUUGAUGAUCAAAGGAGUAAUCAAAAUAUGUACAAUGAAAAAAAGAAGAAAGAAAAAAGGGAUUACAUAAAAAUGAAACAAAAUGAAAGCAAAGAAAGAAAAAUUAAAAAUAACAAUAAUAAAUAUAAUAAUAAUAAAAAAAAUGACGAUGAUUAUAUUGAUAAUAAUAAUAACAAUAUGAUCGUUGAAUAUAUCAACAGUGAUGACCAUACAUACAACCAAACAGACAUUCAAUAUUCAAAUUAUACAAAUAAUAAUUAUAAUGUAUUAGAUAAAUUUACAAGUGAUAAACAGACAAAUAAUAAUAAAAAGAAUAAUAAAAAAAAUAAUGAAAAGAAUAAUUAUUAUUAUAAGCCUGAAGAUAUUUUAUUGCUAGAAAAAAAAAAUAAUGCUCUAAAUAAACAAGUGAAAUAUUUAGAAAAACAAAUAUUGAUACAGAAGAAAAAAGAAAUGAUCUUUUGUAAAAAUAAAGAGAAAUACAAAAAGAAAAAGAUAUCUCUAAUUAAUGAAUAUGAAAAAAAACUUGACAAUAUAAUUAUAGAUUUCAACAAGCUUAAAGAAAACUGUAUAAAUAAAGAAAAGAAGCUAGCUAAAAUGGAAGAUAUAACAAAAUAUAUUAAUGAACAAUUCUCAAUAAGCAAAAUACAAUUUGAAAAUAAAAUGAAUGAAUAUGUAAUAUUUUUAAAAAAGAAAGAUUCAGAAAUAUAUAUGUUAAAAGAAUUAAUAAAAGAAAAGGAAAAAACGAUAUUAUAUAAUGACAAUAUUUUGAAACAAUAUAAAAAAGAUGUAGAUGAUAUAUUAAAAGACAAUAUAGUCAAAAUUGAUGAUAUAAAAAAAAAACUGAAAACACAAGAAGAUAUCAUAUCUCAAAAAGAUAGACAAAUACUAAUGUUAGAAAAUAAUUUAAAAAUAGGAACAGAUAAAAUUAAUAAAUUUGAUAAUGAAAUACAAAAAUUACAAUAUAAAAUAAAUAUACAUAUAGAAAAAGAAACAGAACUAAAAAAAACAAAUGAUAUAGAAAAAGAAAAAAAUAGUAAAUUAUCAAAUCAAUUCGAUAUUUUAAAUAAAGAAAAUAAUAAUUUACAUAACAAAAUUGAAAUGUUAUUAAAAAAUGAAAAAGAAAUUAGUACAGAGAAUAUUAAAUUAAUUGAAACAAAUAAAACUUUAUUCAUUGAAAAUGAAAAAUUAUCAAACGAUAUAAAAAAUAUAUUAAAUGAAAAAGAAAAAAUAGAAGAUAAUUAUAAUAAAAUUAAUAAUGAAAAUAUUAAAAUAGUAGAAGAACUUCAAUCAUAUAAAGAAAUAAAAGAAAAACAAAUAAACGAAAUAACACAAAUGAAAGAACAAAUACAUAAUCUAGAUAAACAUAUUUCUCAAUUACAAAUAGAAAAAAAUAAUUUGGAAGAAUCCUAUAUAAAAGAAAAAAAUGAAAAUGAAAAAAUAUCAAAUAUAUUAGAAGAAAAAUCUAAAGAAUUGUCUACUUAUGAAAUUAAUAAAAAUAUAAAUGAAAUAAAAAUUGAAGAACUAGAAAAAGAUAAAGAAAAUAUACUCUUAACAACAAAAAAUGAAAUUAAUAAUAUAAAAGAAGAAUAUAAAAUUUUACAACAACAUUUAGAAGAUACAAAUGUAUUAUAUGAAAAAGAAAAGCUAGCUAUAGAUACGAUUACUAAAGAAAAAAAUAAUAUUAUUCAUGAAUGUGAUAAAAUAAAAAAUAAAAAUAAAAAACUUAAUAACAAAUUAAAAGAAAAUCAAAUCAAUUAUGAAAACACAUUAAAUAAUAUAAAAAAAGAAAAUCAACAAAUUAUAGAAAGAGAAAAAAAAAGUUUUACACAAAAAGUUCAAUCCUUAGAACAUGCAUUCAAACAAUCUUAUAAUCAAUUAAAAGAUCAAAAUGAAAACUUACACAAACAAAUAAAACAAUUAAAAAAUGUAAAUGAAGAUAUUAAAACAAAUUCUAAAAAUCUUAAAAAUGUAAAUGAUCUCUUAAUUAAAGAAACCAAAAAUUAUUCAGAAGAAAAAGAAAAAUUUAUUAAAGGAUUAAAAAAUAUUAAACAAGCAUAUAUCAAAUUAAAAAAUGAUAAUCAACAAUUAAAAAAUAAUGCUUUUGAAUAUAUCAAAAAAGAAGUACAAGAAAAUUAUGUUACUCUCACUGUUCAUAAUAAUCUAUUAAAUGAACAAAAAAAAUUACAAGUAGAAAUUGAUAUACUCAAAUCUCAAAUAGAUCAAAAACAAAAUAUUAUAAAUAAUAUGAAUGAACAAAUUUCAGAUGCUAAUCAUAAAAUUUCAUCUAUAAAUAAAGAAAACGAUGAACUAAACACAACCAUAAAGAUCAAAAAUAAAAUAACUGAAGAUGUAAAUUUAAGUGUAGAGAAAUUGAAGACUGAACUGAACUCUAAAGAUGAUGAAGUAAAAAAAAAGACAAUCGAAAUUAAACAAAAAGAAAGAGAAUAUAAAAAAUUAUUAGAAGAUUAUAAAACAGAAAAAAAAAAUCUAGUAACAAAAUAUGAAAAGGAAUUAGAUUCUUAUAUGACUAAAUAUGAAUUUUCCCAUGCAAAAUAUAAGCAAUAUGAAGAAGAGAUUAAGGAUUUAAAAAAUAAGUUAAAAGUCAAAGAUGAAGUAAUUGAAUAUACUCACAAGGAAAUUGAAAAUAUAAAAGAAUCCUUCUGCAACGAAUAUGAGAAUAAAAUUAAAACACUUGUCGAGGAGAAAGACAAGGAAAUCAGCACAAUACAAAAAAAAUGUAAAGAGUUACGUCAAGAUAAUACGACCAAUAAAAAUGAAAUCGUCAAAUUAAAUAAAAUGCUAGAGGAAACUAAUAAGAAGAUUAAAAAAAGAGAUAUGGAAAUGUAUAUCUUAUUAGAAGAAAAUAAAAAACAAAAAGAAAAAGCAGCAAAAAAAAUGACAAAGGUCAAUGCAUUGUUAAAUAAUCUUCAUAAAGAAUAUACUGAUAAUAUACCAUAA
Plasmodium adleri (nom. inval.) is the source of this 5562-nucleotide messenger RNA. Its product is annotated as microtubule and actin binding protein, putative. The coding region runs from base 1 to 5562 and encodes 1853 amino acids. The record is from RefSeq and is a predicted model, not a curated record. Lineage: Eukaryota; Apicomplexa; Aconoidasida; Haemosporida; Plasmodiidae. The transcript has 5 exons.